Messenger RNA from Danio rerio (zebrafish), 2138 nucleotides. Lineage: Eukaryota; Metazoa; Chordata; Actinopteri; Cypriniformes; Danionidae. The record is from RefSeq and is a predicted model, not a curated record.
GGGUGGCGCUGCAUCUGUGAGAUUUUGUGUGUUCGGGUUCAAAGGUUGUUUCACUAUCCUCGUGUUUUCAUCGCUGUUGUGGACCUGUAAACUUCCUCUACAGGAAAUCGAAUAAUCAAAUCAUGUCAUACACUUGCAUAAGCUGCCGUGUGCAGUUUUCUGAUGGGGAGGUCCAGCGGGCGCAUUAUAAAACCGACUGGCAUCGCUACAAUCUGAAGAGGAAGGUUGCUGACAUGCCUCCGGUCACUGCAGAAAACUUUCAGGAGCGAGUGCUGGCGCAGCGGGCAGCGGCCGAGCAACAGAGUCAGGGUGGGGGACAUGACGUGGCCUACUGCGCCACCUGCAACAAAAAGUUCUCCACCGACAAUGCCUACACAAACCACAUCCAGUCCAACAAGCACCAGCAGGCGGAGAAGAAAGCCCUGGCCACCGCCCAGGAGACUGUGCAGCGAAUGAACGAGAAGAAUCUGGAGAAAGGGGCGGGACUAGAUAAAGAUGCACAGAAUGAGGCGAUUCAAAAAGCAGUUAAAGAGCAGCAAAGACACACCCCUUCCAAAGCCACACCCACAGAAAAGCAGGUCAGAGAGCGGCCAGACAAACCACCUCGGCUGCAGUGGUUUGAGCAACAGGCCAAGAAGAUCGCAAAAGAGGAGGGUGAAGAAGAAGAAGAGGAGGAGGAGGAUUGGGAAGAUGUUGAUGAGGAUGAGGAAAUGGAUGAUGACGAUGAAGAGGAAGAGGAGAUGGAGCAGGACUCUACAUCUGGGGCAGCUCUUGCCCCCGGUUCAAUCACAGUGACAGACUGUCUGUUCUGCGGACAUCAUUCACACUCACUCAGUCGAAACGUAACACACAUGACCAAAACACACAGCUUCUUCAUCCCAGACAUUGAGUAUCUGGUGGACCUGAGAGGACUGAUGUCAUACCUGGGAGAAAAAGUCGGCGUUGGUAAGGUGUGCUUAUGGUGCAAUGAAAAAGGGAAGUCAUUCUACUCUACAGAAGCGGUUCAAGCACACAUGACCGACAAGAGUCACUGCAAACUCUUCACAGAUGGAGACGCUGCACUUGAGUUUGCCGAUUUCUAUGAUUUCAGGAGCAGUUAUCCUGAUGCUAAAGAUGGAGUUGAUGUGGAGAUGAAGGAUGGUGAACUGCCUGAUGACAAGACUGUAGAGUUUGACGAUGAGACGCUGGAGCUCACUUUGCCCUCUGGGGCUAAAAUUGGCCAUCGUUCUCUAAUGAGAUACUACAAGCAGAGGUUUGGUGUUCAGAGGGCAUUGGUUCCAGCACAUAACCAGAAGGCUGUUGGUCGAGUCCUCAAACAGUACAAAGCCCUCGGGUGGACAGGAGACUUCGGUAAGGGUUUCGUGAGCCAGCAGCAGAAGGACAUGCAGUAUGUACAGAGGAUGAAGUCCAAGUGGAUGCUGAGGACGGGCAUGGGCAAUAAUGCCACCAAACAGACCCAUUUCAGAGCUCAAGUCAUGUUCUAGUCAAUUCUUCAUCAUCAGUAAACACCAACUACUCUGACAUAAAAUCAGCACAAGAGACUGAAAUAAGAAUCAUAUAUGUGUGUUGAUUCAGCUGAGAACUGAGGGACCGUUCGUUUAAAAAUCUAAAUUCAGUCAUCAUUUAGUCACUCUUUACUUAUUUUGAAUGUUUCUGAGUUUCUUUCUUCGGCUUAACAAAAAAAGAAUAUGUUUUGAAGAAAGCUGGAAACCUGUAACCAUUGACUUCCAUAGUAUUUAUAGAAAUCAAUGGUUACGGGUUUUCAGGUUUCUUCAAAAUAUUUUCUUUUGGUAUUUAAAGAAAGAAACUCAGAAAUGUUUGGAACCACUUAAAGGUGAUUACAUUUUAAUUUGAACCCUUUAGGAGUUACUUGCAAAUAAAACUGAUGUCCAGAUUGUAAGUUGAAUCAUUAAUGAUUGAGUAAAUCUGAUAAAACAUUGUUUUUCUGGUACCUGGGGAUCUGAAUCGUGUGCUGAUCCACUAUGAACAUAAUAUUGCUACUUUAGGUUUUGUAAUCAUUCAGAAUGACCUUUACUACCAAUUAUAGUUUAAUUACGGCUUGUAAAAGGCAUAAAUAUCAUAUAACACCUUUUUCUGAAUUGUAACAGUACAUUGUCAAUAAAAUAAGCAGUCAAUCA